This is a messenger RNA of Salvia splendens (bonfire salvia), 3507 nucleotides long. RefSeq names its product protein ROLLING AND ERECT LEAF 2. The coding region runs from base 912 to 3281 and encodes 789 amino acids. The transcript is spliced from 5 exons. NCBI's taxonomy places the organism in Eukaryota, Viridiplantae, Streptophyta, Magnoliopsida, Lamiales, Lamiaceae. The record is from RefSeq and is a predicted model, not a curated record.
UCCCUCAUUCCAUUCUCAUUUCGGAGGCAAUUUGUCUCUUUCUAGUUCUUCAAAAUCUAGUGUUUAUUGGAUGAAUUGAUUCCUGCACAUUUCCGUUGCUGAAUUGAUUGAAUUUGUUUUUUUAAUAUAUAUAUACACAGAGUGGUUUGUUCAUAGAUUAAACUCUUACUGUUGAUUUCUAGCUGCCUUAUGUUUUUGCAUUUUCGUGAAAACACUUGUGAGAUUUCUCUAUGUUCUUCACCACCUGUUUGUGAAAUUUACUGAAAGAGACUGCGAUUCUGUGUUAUUGAUGUCCAUUGGCAGCUGAAAAAAAUACAAUUUUUUUUUAUUUAAUGAGACAUCAUCUUCUCCAAUAAAUCUGAUUUUCGACUUUAUGUCAGUUUGAAUAGGAUUCAAUGUGCUGUAGAGUUUAGAAGCAUUGUUUCCGGCCUUUAGUUUGUUUACUGUUUGCUCAUUGCACCUUUACUGAUAAAGACUGUCUGCUACACAUUAGCACAAAUAUGCUUUUUUCUAAUCCCAUAGGUAUUCUUGCUUUUGAAGAAACACUAAUUUUCUAACUUUGCUUUCCAUUCUAUCGAGGUAAACUCAAUUGAAACCGCAAUUUUUGUUACCGUAGUCUUUGUUUUCUUUAUUUAGUGUUUGGCUGGUUGAAAAUUCUGGAGCUAGUAUGCUUUGAGAACAUUGGAAAUCAUCAUUUUGCAUCUUGCAAUUUAUGUUUCUGACUGUUUGGAUGGUCGAUUGCAUUUCCUUUUAGUUUUUACCUUUUCUUGGGAUCAAGAGAGAGGAAUUUCUUAUGAAUCUGGUGGGAAUAGCAAGAAAGUCGCUUCAUUUUGAUUUGCAUUUCGAUUCAAGCCUGAAAAACUCUUAGAGGGGAUAGAGUGGUUGAGAGAGGGAUAAGCCAAAGCCAAGAGAUGGGAUGUUCUAUAUCGAAGUUGGAUGAUGAAGAGGCGGUCCAGCUUUGUAAAGAUCGGAAGAAAUUCAUUAAACAAGCCGUUGAGCAUAGGAUGAGAUUUGCAUCUGGACACAUUGCUUAUGUCCAAGCCAUGAGAAGAGUCUCUGCUGCACUUCGAGAAUAUAUUGAUGUGGAUGGGCCUCGUGAGUUUACUUUGGAUUCAUUUGCAACACCGACAUUCACACCUGUGAAGAAAACAAAUCCCGGUUUCAUCUCCAUAUCACCCAAUUCCUUCUCAGUGACGCCAAUAAAGUCUGAAACAAAAUCGUCUUAUAAAAUAAACUACUACAGGUCAGGCGGGAAUUCUUCUGUUUUGGUCGAGGAGAGACCACCUCAUUCGCCAGAAACUCAUAGAAUAAACUACUACAGGCCUGGCAGGACUUCUUCUGUUUCGGUCGAGGAGAGACCACCUUAUUCGCCAGAAACUCAUAGAGUUGAUGCUUAUCCUCCCGUACACCAUUUUGGAAUGGAUAGCAUGUUUGCAAUGCAGUCCUCUCCCAUGAACUCUUCGUUUUUCCAGUAUUCUCCUAACAAUAGGCCUAACUAUCCUCCUCAGUCGCCUCAAACAUCUCAGUGGGAUUUCUUCUGGAAUCCCUUUUCUUCAUUAGAUUACUAUGGGUAUCCCACCAGGGGUGCUCUUGAUCAGGCAAUGCUGGACGAUGAGAAUGCAGGGUUGCAACAAGUCCGCGAGGAGGAAGGCAUACCUGAGUUAGAAGAGGAAACAGAAUAUGAAGAAAUUGAUGAAAGGAUGAGCAGUAAAGAAGAGAAUGUUAAACCCUGCAGCAACUUUGAUAGAGAGCAUGUUGUUGUAGAAGAUGUUAACGAUAGCGAUAGUGACAGUCAUGUUGAAACUGAGACUGAGGAAGAGCAGGAAUCGGAGGAACAUAUGGAAGAACCACCAUCUAAAGAACGUGAAACUGUAGAAGUGGCCAAAGCUCAAAAUAUGCGUCAAUUAAGUAAAAAGGAAACAGCUGUUGCUGAUGGUGAAUCAAAAGAGGAAACACCUGGCUUCACUGUCUAUGUAAAUAGAAGGCCAACAAGUAUGGCAGAAGUUAUAAAGGAUCUUGAAGAUCAAUUCACAGCCGCUUGCAAUGCGGCUAGUCAGGUGUCUUCCAUUUUGGAGGCCAACAGAGCUCAGCACUCACCAUCAGCCAACGAUGUGACAGCUAUGAAGCUUUUAAAUCCAGUAGCAUUAUUUAGGUCGGCUUCAUCUCGAUCAUCAUCAUCAAGAUGUUUGGUCAGUGCUUCAACUUCAAGAGAUGAAGGCUAUGAAAGCAGCAGUGACUUCUCUGACGAUUCCUGCAUGUUUUCUGGGAGUCACCAGUCGACCUUGGAUCGAUUGUAUGCUUGGGAAAAGAAGCUCUACAAUGAAGUUAGGGCAGGUGAGCGUGUUCGUAGGGCCUACGAAAAGAAGUGCAAUCAACUUAGGAAUCAGGACGUGAAAGGCGACGACCCUAUUUCUGUGGACAAGACUAGGGCUUCCAUAAGAGACCUUGAUACACAGAUAAAAGUUUCAAUACACUCAGUUGAAGCUAUAUCAAAGAGGAUUGAAACUUUACGGGACGAAGAACUGGAGCCUCAGCUCUUAGAAUUGGUGCAAGGGUUAGCAAGGAUGUGGAAGGUGAUGGGAGAGUGCCAUCAACUGCAGAAACGCACCCUUGACGAAGCUAAGAUUCUGUUGGCUGGAACACCUUCAAAGCUGUCGGGGUCACGGAGAUACACGAUAAUGUCACCUUCCGAACCACACAGGAUGGCGCGCUCUGCAGCCAAUCUCGAGACAGAGCUGAGGAACUGGAGGUCCAGCUUCGAUACCUGGAUUGUUUCUCAACAAUCCUACGCGCACGCGCUUAAGGGGUGGCUCCUGCGCUGCGUCCGCUCUGACCCCGACACAACAAAGUUCCCAUUCUCCCCUCGGAGGUCCUUACACGCCCCGCCUAUGUUCAACAUCUGCAUCCAAUGGUCCAGGUUGCUGGACACCAUCCAAGGGGCCCCGGUGCUCGAUGGGAUGGACUUCUUCGCAGCAGGUGUUGGCUCGUUGUACGCACAGCAGCUGAAGGAGGACUCACGGCGCCAGUCUGGUAGUGCAUCGAAGAGGUUUGGAGGGGAAAUGGAGGUGGUGGAGGCAGGGCACUUUGAAGAGGAGGUGGUGACGGCGGAGAAGAUGGCUGAGGUGGCCAUCAGAGUGCUGUGCGCCGGGAUGUCCGUUGCCCUGAGUGCUCUCACGGAGUUCGCUGUCAGCUCAGCGCAGGAAUAUGCGGAAUUGAUCAAGCAAUGGGAGAAUAACAAGCAGCAGCAGCAGCCACAAACAAUUCAUGGGUCAGAAAAGUAGACAGGAAAAACCAAUGUAAAUCUUGGAACUAAUUGUUAACUAAUUAUUUGUAUUGAAAUAGAUUAGUUGCUUGCUUUUUUGAUCUUUUAGUUCCAAAAAAGAAUUAGUUUUGCUCUGGAGAUGAAAGUAUGAAUACCCUUGUUUAUACAGUAAAAUAGAUAUAAUCACAUAAUUAUUUUGAUACCUGUUAUACACGCUAUUAUUUAAAAUAAAAAUCUAUUACUAA